GUUGUUGUGACCGUUGCGUUUGCGCCUCACCGCUCCCCCCGUCUUCGUGGCGUCGCACGCCGAGUGUAGUUGCGGCUUGCUUGAUUGGUCGCCGAGGUCGCGCGGGGUGUCAGGGAUCGGUGAUUUGUAGGCUGUCAACGUGAACUGCCGGCCGGUGCCUUGACAUCGGCUUGCCCGGUCACGAUCGGGUGGUGAACAAACCGCGUGUCACGCGUGUUGACACGUCGACAGCCCGUGCGCCAUCUGCCGUUGUCCGUGUUUUUUUUUUUUUUACGAGUCCAAGCGUGUGCCUACACGUGACAGCGGGUCUGCGCGUCAACGCACGCCCCGCUGCAGCAUUUCUUCUCCUUUUUUUUUUCUUCUUUUCUGGGCUUCCCUGCUUUGCGUGUUGGACGCCGGCCGGCUCGGAGCUAAAACGGCGCCAUGGAGAUGCAGCAGUCGGAUGACCUUUAUUGGGGUCCCGUCACCUCGACCAUUGAUUGGUGCGAGGAAAACUACGUCGUCUCCCCGUACAUUGCCGAGUUCUGGAACACGGUGUCCAAUUUAUGGAUCAUGGUGCCAUCGCUGCUGGGUGCCUGGCAUGUUCUGCAGCUGGGUCUAGAGAAGCGAUAUCUGUUUGCAUUUCUCAGCCUCGCCAUGGUCGGGCUCGGGAGCUGGCUCUUCCACAUGACCCUCCGGUGGGAGAACCAGCUCUUGGACGAGCUGCCCAUGGUCUACUCGGCCAGCGUCAUGAUCUUUGGCAUUGUGGACUAUCGCUGGAGCCACCCCGACAAGCGGGCCUAUUUGAUUGGUGCGCUGGCGUUCUAUGCCUUUGCCGUCACCGUCGUGUACCUCUACAACAAGGAAGCCAUGUUCCACGAGACGGCGUACGGCCUCAUGGUCGUGUAUCUGGUGGUGCUGGGCUACUCGAGACAAAAGAGCUCGGAAUGUGCCGAUCACAAGUACAUGUUUUGGUUUGCCGUCGUGCUCAUGGGUGGGGCCUACAUCCUCUGGAACAUUGACAACGCUGUCUGCCCUGACCUCAAGCACCUUCGUCUGCAAGCCGGCUUCUUCUCCCCGCUCUUUCAGCUGCAUGCUUGGUGGCACUUUGGCGUUGGCUUGGCUUCCUACCUACACGUUCUUCUCUCGGCCAGCUGUCGCCUCGAUCACCUAGGCUAUGAGCCCUCUUUUGUUUAUUCUCCGUGGUUGCUUUUCAUGCCCACCUUCAGCACACGCCGCGUCAAAAAGGCCUUUUAA
Monosiga brevicollis MX1 is the source of this 1236-nucleotide messenger RNA. RefSeq lists its product as uncharacterized. Gene Ontology annotation, biological process: phytosphingosine biosynthetic process; ceramide metabolic process. Gene Ontology annotation, cellular component: endoplasmic reticulum membrane. The transcript is spliced from 2 exons. The coding region runs from base 424 to 1236 and encodes 270 amino acids. The record is from RefSeq and is a predicted model, not a curated record. Lineage: Eukaryota; Choanoflagellata; Craspedida; Salpingoecidae.